Exophiala xenobiotica is the source of this 1368-nucleotide messenger RNA. RefSeq lists its product as uncharacterized. The record is from RefSeq and is a predicted model, not a curated record. Gene Ontology annotation, molecular function: catalytic activity. Lineage: Eukaryota; Fungi; Ascomycota; Eurotiomycetes; Chaetothyriales; Herpotrichiellaceae. Bases 173 to 1309 code for a protein of 378 amino acids. The transcript is spliced from 2 exons.
CACAGUCCUUACCCCAGACCACGCCCAUCACGCUGUUACCUCUACGAAGUACUACAGUAGCUUGUCAGGCCACUGGUAACUGGUUGGAAGGUGGCCUUCCCUUUCCCUGAGGGCUCGUAAUUGCAAGUACUUGUAUUUCGGCUACAGGUCUGUUCCAGUGGCAUGCUCGAUUAUGGCCCUGCCCAAACUGAAGGCCGCCGCAUGCCAUCUCGCGCCAGUCUUUCUCUCAGCUUACAAAACGACCGAAAAAACAAUUAGUUUCAUCCAUUAUGCCGCGGCUAAAUCGGCCAAAUUGGUCGUGUUUCCCGAGUCUUCGAUACCAGGAUUUCCUUACUGGUCGUCCAUACUUGCACCUUCCCAAGGCCACGACUUCUUUAAGCAGAUCGCUCGGCAGUCUGUGUACGUCGAUGGGGAGGAGAUCGGUGCCAUCCGUCGUGCAGCAUCCCGGCUGGGUGUUAUGGUCAGUCUAGGCAUCUCGGAAAAAGUACGAUAUAGCUCUGCGACCUUGUUCAAUUCAAACCUGAUUAUUGGAGACAAUGGCCAAAUCCUGGUGCAUCACCGUAAGCUGAUGCCGACGUUCUUUGAGAAAUUGACGUGGUCCCCCGGUGAUGGCUACGGCCUGCGAGUGGCGGACACCAAACACGGAAAAAUAGGGGCACUGAUAUGUGGCGAAAACACCAAUCCCCUAGCAAGAUAUGCUCUCAUGGCGCAAGGGGAGCAAGUGCACAUCUCGACAUGGCCCGCCAUCUGGCCUACCAGGUUACCCAAGAAGGGAGAGACCGGGCCCGCCGUCGGCAACUACGAUAACGUCAAAUCAAAUACCACCAGAGCUGCAGCUCACUGCUUCGAAGCAAAGUGCUUCGGGAUACAGUGUGCCGGGUUUCUCGACGAAGCAAAUAUAGAGGGUAUUGCUGCGAUGACAGAGGAUCCCCAGCAAACGAGGAAAAUCCUCUCAAGCUACCCACAAGCCUUGACUCAGUUUCUUGAUCCAGAUGGCCAAGUAAUAGAUUCGCAUGCUUUUACGUUGAUGGGUGCUCGACGUACCGCUGCUUGGCUGGACAAUGAAGAAGGAAUCCUACUUGCGACUCUAGAUCUGAACAAGUGCGUGGAAGGGAAGCAAUACCACGAUGUGGUAGGAGGAUAUCAGAGGCUAGAUGUGUUCAGCCUGCAAAUCAAUCGGAGGAGACUCCGGCCGGCCACCUUCAAAGAUCAAGAUCCCGAUCCUCCAAUUCCGGUGGAAAAGCAAAAGGAUCAAAAGGACCUCGGUCUGGAGGCCAGUCUUCAACGAGCGCUCAAGGUGCACGACUAACUGAGGUCCCUAGUCUUUCCCAUCCCGUGUAUCAAGGACCAUCUAAUGGCAAACACCAC